Nicrophorus vespilloides is the source of this 1062-nucleotide messenger RNA. It is a transcript of the gene CAHbeta, whose product is annotated as beta carbonic anhydrase 1. The record is from RefSeq and is a predicted model, not a curated record. Lineage: Eukaryota; Metazoa; Arthropoda; Insecta; Coleoptera; Silphidae. Gene Ontology annotation, molecular function: carbonate dehydratase activity; zinc ion binding. Bases 227 to 994 code for a protein of 255 amino acids. The transcript has 4 exons.
AAUGUAAUGAGGAUUUAAUCAUCACAAGUGCCAAUUCAUUAUUGGUUUCCAAACAUAAACAAGCGUAGAUAAAAUCAAUACGAAAAUAAAAUGUUUAGUAUAUGGAACAUAUGCAAUGUGGGGAGGACCUUGAAAUGAACUAUGAACCUUGCGGCCGUAAGAGAAACCUGUUGAAUGCGCGUUCAGAAUUUUCUUGAAAAACGCCAGUCGAUUCGGUCGGUGCACGAUGGAUCGCAUUCUCAAAGGCAUCAUGAAGUACAGACAGCUGGGGAAGAAGACGAUGGUCGAACAGUUCAAGGAGGUCAAAGACAACCCGAUUCCGAAAGCAGUUUUCUUCACUUGCAUGGACAGCCGAAUGAUACCCACCAGGUUCACGGAGACAAACGUGGGAGACAUGUUCGUAGUGAGGAAUGCAGGAAACAUCAUACCGCACUCGCAGCACUUCAUGGACGAGCUCACCACCAAUGAGCCGGCAGCUUUGGAACUGGGAUGCGUCGUCAACGAUAUCAAGCACAUUAUCGUUUGCGGACACAGCGAUUGCAAAGCCAUGAACUUGCUGUUUAAACUACAAGAUAGUGAAUUUGCAUCACAGGAAAAUAGAAGAAUUUCACCGCUUCGUUCGUGGCUUUGCACGCACGCACUAAGCAGCUUGGAGAAGUUCCAACAAUUAGAAAUCACCGACUACUCCAAACCGCUUCUUUUCCAAGGCGAAACACCACUUAGAAAAUUCGUAGCUUACAUAGAUCCUGAAAAUAAAUUCGCCUUAGAAGAUAAACUGUCGCAGAUAAACACCUUGCAGCAGUUGCAGAAUAUCGCGAGUUACGGAUUCCUGAAGAAGCGUCUGGAGAAGCACGAGCUGCACAUCCACGCCCUUUGGUUCGACAUUUACACUGGAGAAAUUUACUAUUUCAGCAGAGGCUCGAAGACUUUCGUACUCAUCGAUGAACACAACAUAGACGCUUUGGUGGGCGAAGUAAAGAAGUACUAUUCUUAGAAGCAUUUUUAAAUAAUUGUAUCAAGCCAAAGAUAGAUAAUAAGAUUUAUUUAUUUCGAUCUUUAACG